AUGAAGCAAUCAGAAAAGACCCCUUUGCCUACCGCCGGCACUCCCCCAUCAUCUACCAUUGAGCAGGGAACUUACGAGGAUCGCAAUCUUACCGCAAUCCCGGCCAGCAACAGGCUGCAACGCUUUGCAAAUAGACUUGAUGCGCUUGCAGGGGUCGAGUCGAGAGGCAUCGAGCGUGUCCCAGGUGAACUCCGGGAGCGUAAAAUGGGCCUGGUAGACUACUUCGGAGUCGGCGUAAUGUGGUUUAGUAUCAACUGUACAGCCAAUCAGAUGACCUUGGGGAUCCUGGGCCCUGUCGCCUACGGGCUUGGGUUCGUGGACAGCGUGCUACUUUGCAUGUUUGGCACCAUUUUGGGGUCGGUCUGCUCGGGCUAUAUAGCUGGCUUUGGCCCCCUCUCGGGCAAUAGGACGUUGGUGGUCGCACGGUACUCGAUGGGAUGGUGGCCGUCCAAGCUCUGUGUCAUCUUGAAUUGGACUAUUGAGAUCGGCUAUGGCCUGGUGGACACCUUGGUCGCGGGAUUAAUCCUCUCUGCGGUUAACGGGGAUGGAAUGUCUGUCAUUGUGGGCAUUGUCGUCUCUGCAUUGAUCACUUGGGUCGUUGCGACUUUUGGAAUCAAGUGGUUUCACACAUUCGAAAAAUGGGUAGCAGUACCAACCGUACUGGUACUUUUCAUCUUCAUCGGCUGUGCGGCUCCCUAUUUUGAUGCAGACAGCAAAUCACUAGGGUCUGGUGCAACGCUUGCUGGCAAUCGCGUGAGCUACUUCUUCCUCACAGCCUCUGGGCCUCUUGGAUGGGCGCCAGCUGCCGCAGACUUCUUCGUCUACUAUCCAGAGAACACUUCUCGUAGAGGGGUGUGUGUGAUGACCACGGCAGGAAUGACCUUGGGCAAGCUCUUGAUCGAGUUCCUGGGAAUUGGCCUGGGCACGGGACUCGCAAACAACGUUGAAUGGUCUGAGGCAUUCUCAAGCUCAGGUGUCGGUGCGUUGGUCGUUGCCGGAUAUGCUCCUCUUCAAAACUUUGGAAAACUCUGUGCCGUGAUCCUGGCGCUCGGUGUUGCCGCAAACAAUAUUCCGGGCACUUAUGCUGCGGCUUUGAAUUUCCAGCAGCUCUUUGUUCCCCUUUCCAAGAUACCUCGACCAGUUUGGACGACGGUCGCCACCAUCAUAUACACCGUAUGUGCGAUUGCAGGGCGCCAACAUCUCUUGUCGAUCUUCUUGAACUUCCUAGCUUUGAUUGGAUAUUGGGUCAUCAUUUGGAUCGCAAUCGUCCUCGAAGAUGAAUUCAUCUUUCGCCGAAAGACAGGGUUCAAUUGGGAAGAUUGGAAAGAUCAGUGCAAGCUUCCAUUGGGUGUUGCAGCAUUCACAAGCUUUUUGAUCGGUUGGGCUGGGGCUAUUGUCUGCAUGGGUCAGACAUAUUAUUAUGGUCCCAUCGCCGAAUUAGUAGGAGAGCACGGUGCAGAUCUCGGACUGCCUGUUGCAUUUGCAUGGACGGCAAUCUGCUAUGCGCCCCUUCGAUAUUUGGAGAUCAAGAUCCUCGGCCGCUGA
Molecule: messenger RNA, 1545 nt
Organism: Rhinocladiella mackenziei CBS 650.93
Lineage: Eukaryota; Fungi; Ascomycota; Eurotiomycetes; Chaetothyriales; Herpotrichiellaceae
Exons: 8
Coding region: 1-1545 (514 amino acids)
Biological process (GO): transmembrane transport
Cellular component (GO): fungal-type vacuole membrane; plasma membrane
Molecular function (GO): transmembrane transporter activity
Source: RefSeq, a predicted model, not a curated record